This is a messenger RNA of Bursaphelenchus okinawaensis, 7706 nucleotides long. Lineage: Eukaryota; Metazoa; Nematoda; Chromadorea; Rhabditida; Aphelenchoididae. The record is from the annotation of a GenBank genome assembly.
AUGGUGCGGACAUAUAACUUCAAUCCAUCAAUGCAAAGCUCAGUAAACCUGACUGGUUUACCCAAGGUCAACUUUAAUAGCUAUACUAUGAUGCCAAAGACACCUAUACGGUAAGAAGACCAAAAUUUUCAAAAAAUUUUUGUUUUUCAAAUUUUUGUAAAUUUUAAAAAUAUUUUAAAAUUUUAGACAAGACGUACAGUACCAAAAGUCUCCAGAGAUCUUAAAAGUAAAGCCAAUGCAACAAGCUAGCCCUAAUUUCAUUAAAGUUCAACGACCCUGCCCGUUAGAUCAACCUGGAUAUUAUCGUAGCUUAGAGUCGUUACAUGGUGACUAUAGUCGACAGAACUCUAGCUACAAGUUCGAUGAUAAAAACAUGGGGUUGUCGUCUAAAAAUGGUGAGCUUACCCUACCCUGCCCUACCCUACCCUACCCUACCCUACCCUACCCUACCCUACCCUACCCUACCCUACCCUACCCUACCCUACCCUACCCUACCCUACCCUACCCUACCCUACCCUACCCUACCCUACCCUACCCUACCCUACCCUACCCAAUGCCUUGCCUUGUCUUGUCUGAUCUGUCAUGUUUAGUCAUUUCCUACCUUAUCCUGCCCUACUGUUCCCUAUUUUAAACUUACUCUGCCCUACUUUUAAGUGCCAAAUCCAACGCCUACAUUACUCUUUACAGCCUCAAAAUCGACCAAUAACCUGACCAAGCUGGAUUUACCUUCAAAUUCCUUUGAUAACAACACUACUCUGCUUGGAGUACAGAGUAUUACAGUAAAUGGUCAGAAGUAUUAUCGACCAUUAGAUCCGGAAUCAAAUCGAGUUUUAAACGAACAAUUCAACGUUUUGAAAGGUGGUCCGACCGGUCGAUAUGGAGACAAUUUCAACGACUUCGAUGCUGCUUUCAAGGCUCUGGGUAAGGUUACUGUAAUGAUUACUGUAACAAUUUAGAUACUAUAUCUUAAGAUGUACUGUAACAAAAAUAAUACUUUGUAAAAAGUACUAUAACAAAAACAUUAUACUACAAUGAAUACAAAAGCAAAGGUACUGUAACAGGUACUGUAACAGACAUACCGAACAUACUGUAAUGGAAGGUUUUAGCUAUGGCAGUGGAAGAAAACAGAAGAUCAGCAAAACAAGACCAACAUGGUCAAUAUAAUAAUGGUAAUGGAAACAAGGCUGUUCACAAUGAACCUAUAAACAAUUUGAAUGAUCAAAAAGUGGGUUUGAAGUUGAACUUACCUCAAAGUUGGCAGCAGCAAAAUAAGGUAAGGGAACUGACAAAUGUUCAAGUUUUCUAGGUUUUAUAACGAUUUUUAGGUUCAAAAAAUGCAUUUUAGGCUCAAGAAUUGAGUUUUAAGCUUAAAAUUGCAAUUUUAACUUAAAAAUGAAAUUUAGGCUUAAAAAUGCAUUUUAAGCUUAAAAAUGCAUUUUAAGCUUAAAAAAUGAAUUUUAGGCUUAAAAGUGAAUUUUAGACUUAAACAAUGAAUUUUAGGCUUUAAAUUGAAUUUUAGGCUUAAAAAGUGUAUUUUAGGCUUAAACAAUGAAUUUUAGGCAUAUCAACUUUUCUUAGGCUUGAAGCUAGGAUUUGGGCUUAACAAAUGAAAUUUAAGCUUAUAAAACAAAAUUUAGGCUUAAAAAUCAAAAUUAGGUUUAGAAAAUGAGCUUUAGGCUUAAAAAUGAAUUUUAGGCUUAUAAAAGAAAUUUUAGGCUUAAAAAAUAAAACUGAGGUUUAAAACUUGAAUUUUGGGUUUAGAAAAUGAGGUUUAGGCUUAAAAAUGAAUUUUAUGUUUAAAAAAUAAACAUUAAGCUUAAAAAUCAAUUUUAGGCUUAUAAAAUAAAAUUUAAGUUUAAAACAUAAAUUUUAGGCUUUACUUUGGUUUAAUGAACAGUUAGGCUUAAAAACAACUUUGUUUUAAAUUUAUAUGUAAUAAUAUAAUAUCUGCAAGCCUUUACUAUUUUGCAGUAAGGCAAGGCACUUCCCAGUACAUCUAUUUAUAUAGUACUAACAUAAACAGAUGCAACUGUUGUCAACGUUCUCCUAAUCCGAGUACAACCUCUAUAAAUAUGCGAGUGGUUUUGUUUCGUUUUUUCUUACAAAUGCCAUUAUUAUUUGUAACCAAGGAAAUUGUAAGUAACGGGGUGGACACUUUUUGUUGGUCAGUCGGUUGGAAUGCCUCCGGAAACCGCUUUCAACACUUUCAGCUCUUUUUUAUGCUUUAGGCUUGUUUUUCUAUAUAAUAGGUUGUACUUUAGGUAUAGUUACUUUAGAUGGUUCUUUGUCUCUAGGGAGAGGGAUCGGGCUAGGUUAAAAUAUUCGUUUUAGCCUAAAAUUGGCUUUAAAACUUAAAUUUAUUAACUAACAAGGAAAGUACCCAACCUGCAACUCUCAGAAUUAGCUCAAAAUUUUUAUACGGAUUCUUUGUAGCACCAUUAGCACAUAUAAAAAAUCUUAGCUUGCGGUUUUAAAUUUCAAAUUUAAUAUAUUUAAAUUUUCCGCCAAUUUGGCAAAUUUGGCAUUGUGUUACAAGCACUUUUUUUGAUGUUCCAGAUAAGAUAGGCUUACAAAUUUGAAAUUGCAGGUUAAUUUGAAGUUUUUCUAUCAGUAUAUUAAAGAAAAAUAGUUAAAAAUUAAAAAUUGACAAAGUUAAAAGCUUGCAACACUAUGCCAAUUUGGCGGGAAAUUCAAAACGCGAUUUUUUGAUCUCGAUUUUCUCAAGACUGGCCGCAAACCGCAACUUAGAAUUUUACAUAAGGUCUUACAUUUACAUGAUCUUUCAAUAGAAAAAAUUUGAACGAAAUCUGAGCGUUGCAGGUCGGGUACCUUCCUUGUAAGUCGAAAUUGUAAUUUGAACGCCUGGACUGUCUUCUUUAAGCUCAAAAUGUAUUUCUUAAGCCCAAACCACUUUCCAAGCCUAAAAUUGAUUUUAUAAGCCUAAAAUGUAGUUUCUAAGCCUAAAAAAUACUUUUAAACCUAAACUAGAUUUUUUAGUCUAAAACUUAUUUUUAACCUUAAUUUUUAUCUUCAGGCCCACAUUAAUUUUUCUUUGCAUAAUAUUUUUUUAAAUUACAUUGUUUUUGUUACAGUACCCUUCAGAUGAGAUAUCAUCUCGAGACAGUGGCAUUCUAAUGGAGAACGAUCUGCCUUGGGCCCGAGGAAACCCCCAGCCCCGAAAUGGCAAACGAGGAACAGCCGGCUGGAACCAGUUCCAACGAAUGUCACCUUACAAUAGCUUUGGCAACUCUUAUAAGGUGGGUUUUGGAAAUUUUGAAUUUUGUAAAAAUUUUAAAAAAUUAAAUUGAAAAAAUUUUAAAUUUCAAAAUUCUUUUGGUUUUUUUUUUAAUUUUUGGGUGCAAAAUGAAAAUAAAAGGUUAGUUUUAGCCGUUCUGGCAAUAUAACAGACCUCUAACCCCUCUAUACCAAACGCCAUUGUACUAUGUAAGUGGAGUGCAGUGAACGUAGAGUUAGGUAGUAUGACACUUGACAAAUAUAUUACUUUACAAAAAGUGGCAAUAUUGUCAUUUUGAAGCUUUAAAAAUUGAAAAAAUCAAAUUUUGUUACCUAAAAUUUAAUAACUUUGUUAAAAUGAGUUCUUGAAAUCCAAAUUUUAACAAAAGUUGCCAUUUUUAACUCACCAAAAUAUUUUAAAAUAAGUUUGUUCCCUAAAAAGCUGUUAGUAUGUUGUCUAAAAACGCAAAACAUUGUCAAAAAUGCGUACGCCACUUGAGAUUCCAAGGACGUCUCCGAUCCAAGUACUAAUCAAGCGCACCGUUGCUUAACUUGCCAGAUCGGACGGGAUGGCGUGCGUUCAACGGGCUAUGGGCGUACACAUUCGUUUCUCUUUCUUUUUCGAAGACAAUCAAAGGGAAAUGUCUAGUUCUCUCGCAAAGGCCGUUUUUCAACAUUUUAUUUUUUCUCUGAUUUUUAGAAAAGAUUACGAAAAUAUAAUUAAACUAAAAGAGAGAGCAAAGCCUUAGGAAUUUGUAUACAAACAUGCGAGAGCACACCUCUCUCCUUGCCAGAGAUAUACAGAAAAAACGAAAGAGAAUGCGCACUCCUAUAAUAACAAAAGAGACCCCCAGAGUCCCCGAACGCCUCCAAAAACCCUGUCUUUCUCACUCGAAGAACAAAUGACAGUUUUAUUUAGAGCCGAAAGAGAGACAACAUCUUCGGUUUAUUAACCCAAGUUUGAGGUUAGCUCAUGUUUCGGCUCUGAACUCCCAGUGGCUGAUCAACGAGAAAUUUUGGAACGCUCUGCUUAUUGUGGAGCAUAUAUAAAAUGAUAAAACAUAUGUUAUGUAAUAAAAUGAAAAAAAAACGUUACAGAAACACCAUUUGCAGUCUGAAAUUAAAAAUUAAUUUUUUGAGUCUAAAGUUAUUUUUUUAAGCCUAAAACUUAUUUUUAAGCUUAUAAUUCAUUUUCAAAAUAAAAAUUCAAUUUUCAUUUGAGCCUAAAAUUUAUUUUUAAACCUAAGAUUAAUUUUCCAAGCUAAAAUUUCAUCUAUAAGCUUAACGUUUGCUUUUUAAGCCUAAAGCUUAUUUUUAAGCUUAUAAUUCAUUUUCAAAAUAAAAAUUCAAUUUUCUAAACUAAAAUUUCUUUUAUAAGCGCAAUGUUCAUUUUCUAAGCCUAAAGUUUACUUAUAAGUCUAAAACUUAUCUUUAAGCCUAAACUUAUUGCCAGACGGAAAUUUAAUUCCAUACUCAAACAUAGUGUCUCGUUUUGUCUUAUAGCUUUCAGACUUCUCACGUGCUAUUCGAUUAUCAAUUUAUUAUAAUCGCUGUAACACCCGCUGACGAUAGGCCGAAUAACAUUUGCCAAGUAAAACCUUAAAUUCCCACGUUUUUAUAUUUUUUUACUUGGUAAUGGCCAUUCGGUGUUUCUUGGCGGGUUUCCUUUAUUUUUAUGCACAUACGUUAAUAAAAAAUUUACACAGGUUUCAGCCAUCUUUUGUGAAAUCUAAUGAUUAAUCUUGUAACCUCGCGGUGGCAUGUGCAAGUUUAGUAGGCAUUCUUAUUUUUGUUUAUGGAAAGUGGCACUUUGAAAUUUAAUUUGAAAAAUUAAAAUUUGGUUUAAAGUGUAAGCAUGGCUUUGCAGGGGGAGUACAAUGGAAGGUUAAAAAUAGGGCUAGUUUUCAGUUAAGGACAAGGCCUGAGGAGAGGUGAGGCUGGUCUUUAUUUUAAGUUAGGGACAAGGCUUGGGUAGAAGAGCCUUCUCAUUACAUUAUAGUAGAGUAUGAAUACUUAAUGUAGGGCUAUGGUAAGACGUAUGUAUGUGGAGAUAGGGUUGAGUACAGUAGGCCAAGUAAGGUGAGACAAGGUUAAGAUAAGUUAGAGUAGGAUAAGACAGGGUAGAGUACGGUAGCGUAGGACUAGAACAAGCUAAGAUAUAGCAGGGUUAAGUAGGGUAGUGUAGGGUAGGAUAGGGUGUGGUAGGGUAGGGUAGGGUAGGGUAGGGUAGGGAAGGGUAAAGUAGGGUAAGAUAGGGUAGGGUUACAUUGUUUAUCCUUAAAAAAUUGUAAAUUUAAAACUUUUUUCGUAGAUUCAAAAAUUUUUUAAAAAUUUUAUUUUCAGGAUGACUUCCAAAUGCAGAUGUCAGCCCCUCCACAGCCGAUAGAUUCAAAUUUCAAUCAAACCAACCGCUCACUGGGUGCGACUAUCUUGAGUGAUCCUUUUGUGACAAAACCAAACUACUACGAUCCUAUUGAAGAUUCGAAACGUUGGGAAAAAGAACAACAUCGCCUAGAUUUACUGCGACAAAUUCAAGAAAACGAGCAGCGAAAGCGGAUAGAAAAACAAAAAGAGUGGGAGGAGGACGAACGAGAACGAUUACGGUCGGUUUUUGGGUCGAUAACUAGAAGUGGCAUUUUGAAUAUUAUACUCAAACUCGUUGUAGAGAUUCAGGAUAGUAGUAUCGUUCGUUUUUUAAUGUCUUAGAUGCUUAAAAAUGGCAUUUUAAAAUAUUUUUUGUGCUUUUCGUCGACCAAGUAUAACAAAAUUUUAAAAAGUUGUACCAAGUGUAACACUAAACUUAAAAACAUAAUUUAUGACAUUUUGUAUGUCAUAUGGUAUGACGGAACAUACUAAAACACAAUUUUUUGAAUUUUAUGAUUAGGUUUAUGAAUAAUGGCAAAAAACUGAGAUUAUAGCAAGUUUGCCGCUUUUUGAAAAAUAAAUUUUAAAAAAUUGUACCAAGUGUACCAGUUGAUCUAAAAAUGUUAUUUUGAUAUUUUGUGGUACGUUAUGGUCUUGUUAAUUGAUAAAAAAUAUAAAAGUUUGAAUUUUGGUUUUAGGGUUAGAGAUAUAGGCUUAAAACAUAGUCCUACUCUAUCAACAUUUAUGACCAUAAAAUUGGAUUUUUUAACGAUUUUUUGAAAUUUAGUGUUUACUAACCAUAUUAUCAAUAAAAAUAAGUAAUAUUUGUUGCCCGUAUUUUACAAUUAAUACAAUAUUUUAGUGCCGAACGCACACUUCAACGCCAGCGCGCAGAAAUCGACCGUGAACAGGAGGAGGUGAAGCAUCGUCAAGCAAUGGCCGAGCUGAAGGCUCAACGAGUUGCUUUGGAGGCCGAAACACAACGUUUGCAACGUCGACAACGUUCACCUAUUCCAGAUACUCGUUCCCGGAAUAUGCAAAGGGGUAUUGAAAACAAUAACAAUGGGUCUGGCACGCCACCACCUCGACUGGAGUGGUGGGAACGUAACAAAACGUGGCAGGACCGGCAGAAAGAGGCACAGUCGCCGGUUAUUCCGGCCUUGCGCGGCAAUAACAACAACUAUGCGGCUGAGAACGAUGGUACUGAUAGUCGAGUACGUAGCCGAACUAUUCAGGAUUCUAUUGGUAGUUCUGAUGGUACUGGUCUUAGUGGUACUACUAGUAAAAGUGGUCGUAAUCGGCGGCCGGACAGCGAAAAUCAUGGUUUAGCAGAUGGUACUAGUCAUAGUAAUAGUCGUAGUAACCGUACAAGCCAUAAUGGUACUGAUGUUACUAGUGGAGAAACUACAGACAGUAAUGGCUACAGUAGUACUCAAAAUACAGUAUCAAGACGGUCCAAUAGCCUAGCUGAAAAUAACUUAAGAAGAAGAGAGUACCGUACUCAGAGCAGUACGGAAAGCUCGGUUCUGCCCGAGUCACCGGUACGGAACGGCCGUACAGAGAUUUUCCAGAACGUUCAAGCACGGUCAGGCACGGGCAGUCACAGUGCAACAGUGGGAAGAUUAAGAACUGGCAGAAGUAGAAUUAGCCAAGCCAACUCGAUUGAUAGCUAUACUAGCAAUCGGUCUACUAGUACUGAAGUGAGUUUUCGGUACUGAUGGUACUGUUUUUGUUUGUUUUUGAGGGUGGAGGAGGGAGGCAAGAAAAGUUUUGUCAUUUUAUGUUUUGUAAAGAAAGUUCUUGCAAUUUUGCGUUUUUUGAAGAAAGUUCUUGCCAUUUUGUGUUUUGUAAAGAAAGUUCUUGCCAUUUUAUUCUAAAUUUCUUUAUUUUAGGCUUACCUAACCUCCCACUCAGCUAGUAGAAUGGGUGAAAGACGUCCCCAACUUCAACGUUCUACGUCUCGCACUUCUCGUCACAGCUACACACCUUCUGUAGCCAGUAGACAUUCAUCGUUGUCCCAAACUUCAGCUAUGAAAGCGUUAGAAUCAACUCAAAAGAGGCUUGAUGAAGAGUUGAGAGCUAUGAGAAAUGGUCAAUUUGCUCAGUAA